Messenger RNA from Mytilinidion resinicola, 1800 nucleotides. RefSeq lists its product as uncharacterized. Bases 245 to 1486 code for a protein of 413 amino acids. NCBI's taxonomy places the organism in Eukaryota, Fungi, Ascomycota, Dothideomycetes, Mytilinidiales, Mytilinidiaceae. The record is from RefSeq and is a predicted model, not a curated record. The transcript has 2 exons.
CGCCAUUCUUACGGGCUGUCAACCUCCAAACAUACUCACUUCCUUACGCGCUUCAUACCGUGCUGCCAGUCACGUCUGGCGCGCCUGGCUCCUGCGCAGCCUCGUCAUCGCCAAUAAAUUCCACGUGGAGCUCGUCGACACCUGUGAAUCUGCCGCCGAGCUUACACGACGUCGACCGCCCGCCAUUCGAAGACUGCCAGCAGGCUUCCCUACUACAGUAUCAGACUUGUAGUGAACAAUCGGUAUGGCGACUGCUGAGCCUGCCGCGCCUCCGCAUGACCGCCACACCCGCAGACGGCCGUUCGCGGCUUGGAUGAAGCGCCUCGCGAACCUCAAGAACUCUUCUUCCUCAGACGCCCCUAAUGGCACUGGCAAGAAAAAUCAAUCCGCGUCACAAUCGAAGAGCAAGAAGGCUGCCGCGAAGAAUAAUAACCCAUACCCCGAGUCAGGCCACUUCCGUAGCAACAAUGGACACCUCUCCUUUUCCAACCCGACCUCAACCUCGAAUACCAACGGUAGCUACACAUCACUAGAAGACACUAGCCACAACCGUGCUUUUGCUACAAGCAACAAAUCUACCGCACCGACUGUCGCCACAAAUAACGACACGGUACACUCGGAGACAGGCCAGUCGAAAUCAGGUACAACGAACACAGCAGGGGGUGGGAACAGCACUUUUUCUUCUCCAAACCACUCUGAACGCUCUCUAACAACCACUCUCACAACCAUUCAAUCGACGGCUCCGUCCAACCUCCUUGCGCACCAGCACCAUGGCCAGGGCACGCAGGCAGCAGGAUCUGCAAAUGGCCCCCCUGUACAUUUCUCACACCAGUACCCCAUAUCUCCGCCUGCAUCCGCGAUUCCCUCGCACCUAGCACCCUCGUCCAACCCGAACACUUACCAAGCCGCAACGGCGAACAACAUCCUCACGGACAACGCUUCCAUCCUUACCCUAGCAUCGUCGUCCAAGCGUCGCCGCAGGCACUCCGUCGACACCGACGCCUCCGUGCGCGCUUUGGCGCCAUCCUCUGUAUGGGGAGGGAGCCGCGAAUCGCUCCCGCUCAGCGUGUUGUCGUCAAACGUCGACAACUCCAACAUAUACAGCCCACAGGGCCGACCGAGCGUCGGUGGCCUGGCUAGUGCGGAACGCGCAAGUGUGUACUCCUCCUCUGGAGUCGUUGCAGCCGCACCACUCAGCGAACGCAACAGCUACUACGCUAACAAACAGGGAGUAGACGGCGCUAGCGUUCGCAGUGGGCUUCUGGGCCAUGGCAGGACGGAGAGUAUUACGGGGAGCAUAGGCGCGAACGCUACUACCCCAGCCAGCCCUCUGGCUAGCCCCACCAACCAGACUGGACCUGGCAGGCUGAGUCGGCGCAGCUCGGAAUGGAAGCAGGGCGAGGGGAGUGAUGGAGAAGACGAAGAACCGUCUACAGUGACGUUGACCGAGGAUGUGAAAGGAAAGGGCAAGGAAAUUGCAGUUUGAGAGUAAAUUGUUAGGAAAGGCGCAAGGGGCACAUUAUAUCAUGGCGAUGGAGCUACGGCAGGGUUGGAAAUGGAGCUCCACACGGAUGAAUAGCAAAGGGCGUGGAAUGGGAAUCGGGGUAGUCAUUGGUUAUCUGUGUGGAAGUGGGCAUCGUGCGGUAUGGAGCAGUCGUUUGAACCCGGCGUAUGGAUGGAUGUCCUUCUAUCACUGAUACCCUAGGGCACUUUGGGAUCGCUACCUGAGAUUUUGAGCGCUGAUAUUCAGUGGAAUAUCGGGACUUAAUUGGGUCUUAUAAUUCACUACUUCACCCUCCU